This is a messenger RNA of Musa acuminata subsp. malaccensis (wild Malaysian banana), 3981 nucleotides long. Its product is annotated as pentatricopeptide repeat-containing protein At1g30610, chloroplastic. Gene Ontology annotation, molecular function: protein binding. Gene Ontology annotation, cellular component: chloroplast. Gene Ontology annotation, biological process: chloroplast organization. The record is from RefSeq and is a predicted model, not a curated record. NCBI's taxonomy places the organism in Eukaryota, Viridiplantae, Streptophyta, Magnoliopsida, Zingiberales, Musaceae.
UCCAACCCCCGAACUCGCCACCAGCGACAGGGUUUCGAAAUGGCGAAGGAGCUGAAGGAGGCGCUCCUAAAACCCCUGUGAGUCCUCCUCUUCGAUAAAGCCCUCGAGUUCCCAGGAAGCUUCUUCGAUCCGCGCUUUCUCUUUGUUUUCCUAAUCUGAUUCAGUGUUCGGCCAUACCCACAAAUUCGAGGGGAGAUGAUGCUGGCGAACUGGCCGAUUGGUGUCCUCAAUUCGGUCACUUAUUGGGUUCUUCCGGAAAAUUCCCACUCGAAUCUUUCUUCCUCCCAUGGGCGGCUUCCGGUUCCUCAGAAGCCCCUGUUCGGUAGAGCUUUGAGUCUUCGGCUGGCAAAGAACUGGAAUUUUGAUGCGGGAAGCACCAAAUGCCGACUUUGUUGUGCUCUGGCAAGCGAAGAGGACGGGAGCAGUUCAGUCGCCAGUCGAUUUAUCGAGAAGGAACUCAAGUUUAGCCCCGCUUUCAGCGAUUAUGUGAAGGUCUUGGAGUCUGUGCGGGUGGAUAGGAGUAAGGAUUCAGGCGGAGAUGAAGAUAGGUAUGGCUCGAAGCAGACAUCAAUUGCUAAGGGGAAAUCGUUCAGGAUGAAGAGGCAAUUGCAUGGUAGCAAAGAUGACGAUUGCGAGGAGGGGGCAAAUGUGGAGGAAAACGGCUUGGGGCGUGAAAUGUUUGAUUAUCGAAGAAGGAAUAAGGAUUUGAAGGGUGGAGCAGGAUUGACAAGGAACAAAAGUGAUGGUGGAUGGGCUUUGAUUGAAGGGCUGUUGGAGAAAGGAUCUGCAAGAAGAAAUGGUGAUAUGGGUAAAGGUAAACCAGAAAAGAACAAGUACGGAUCUGCAAGAAGAAAUGGUGAUAUGGGUAAAGGUAAACCAGAAAAGAACAAGUACCAUAGUAAUUCAAAAACUCUGAGAAAAUUUGACUCGCAAAGCAAUGUUAAUGAUGUUGGAGAAAAUCUGGAUAAUGGCCAUCUUGAGAAUGGAAAGGUGAGAUACUCUGGAAGACUAAAGGAUAUGCAGCAGAAGGAACGGAAGGCAGCAUGGGUUGAUAAACUUGAAACUUUCAAGGGAAAUAAUGUCAAAAUGGAGAGAAGCAAUUCUCGUUCUUUGGGGAGAAAAUUUUGUCAUGGACGUGCUAUGAUUGCACAUGGAAACCACACAAAAUCAAACAGUAGACAGUUGGAUGACAACAAUUUCAGUGGAGACAUUGCUGGCGAUCAAAUUGGUCAUAUUAAUGACAAUCAUUCUUACAAUAGCAAAGAGAAAAAGAAGAUGCACGAGUACGAAACUAUUAAUUGUAGAGAAAGGGUAUAUUCUAUUGGGAAUAGUGUCCAAAGAAAGUCAGGGGAGCCUGCAUUUACAAAAGAUGCACUAAAAGCUAACAGGUCUUAUGAGAAUAAUACGAGCAAGAAGAGUUUUGGUUAUGACCUUGAUAAAAAUAAUAUUGAAGACGAAAGCCAUUUGAAGAUGGAACAUGGAGAGAGACAGACCAGCUCGAGAAGAAGCAGAAUAGAGUUUGAGUUCAAGGAUGAUUUUGACGGGCAGAAUAUACGUGUAAACAAAUUGGUAGGAAAACAGACGAAUCACGUAGACCACUCUGUGAAGCAGAAUCAUUUUGCUUCUUUCAAGAUAUCCAGUGAACAAGAUAGAAAUAAAUGGCAUGUUGGCAUGCAUAAUAGUAAUUAUGGAGCUUCUAAGAUACAUGGUAAAGUUAAUAUGGAUUCUAAUAAUAUAACUGGAGAUGUUGACGGCUAUGAUUUUGAGGACAGAGCUGCAUUCAAAACUUUUGAGGUAUUCACUGAUGUCAGAAACAGGCCGCGGGUUUUGCGGAUGGAAAUGGAAGAGAGAAUAGAGAAGCUAGCAAAGCAGUUGAAUGCAACUGAUAUAAAUAUGCCUCAGUGGAAAUUUUCUAAAAUCAUACACAGUGCCAAGAUCAAAUUCACAGAUCACUCCAUUUUGAGGAUCGUUCAGAUAUUGGGUGCACUGGGGAACUGGAAAAGAGUAUUACAAGUUGUUGAAUGGCUUCAGUCCCAUGCGAGAUUUGAGUCCUACAAGAGCAGAUAUAUCUAUACAACUGUCCUUGAUGUACUUGGGAAGGCAAAGAGACCUAUUGAGGCGCUCAACAUAUUCUAUACCAUGCGUCAAGGGUUAUCUUCAUACCCAGAUCUUGCAGCUUACCGUUGUAUUGCUGUCACACUUGGUCAAGCAGGCCUUAUGAAGGAACUAUUUGAUGUGAUUGAUUGCAUGCGAGCUGUUCCCGAGAAGAAGUUCAACUUGGGCCCUCUUCAGAAAUGGGAUCCACGGAUAGAACCAGACCUAAUUAUCUUCAAUGCGGUUUUGAAUGCUUGUGUUCAGAAGAAGCAAUGGGAAGGAGCAUUCUGGGUUUUACAACAGUUGAAACAACAGGGUGUAAAGCCUUCAAAUACUACAUAUGGCCUUGUCAUGGAGGUAAUGCUGGCAUGUGGCAAGUACAACCUAGUAUAUGAGUUUUUUAGGAAAGUUGAAAAGAAAUCUAUUCCUGGAGCUUUGAAUUACAGAGUUCUUGUACAAGCUCUAUGGAGAGAAGGUAAAAUAGAUGAGGCUAUACUAGCAGUCAAAGAUAUGGAAAGACGUGGAAUUGUAGGCACAGCAAGUCUCUAUUAUGACCUAGCCCGCUGUCUCUGCAGCACAGGGAGGUGCCAAGAAGCCCUGCUCCAGAUAGACAAAAUAUGCAAGGUCGCAAAGAAGCCUUUGGUUGUAACGUAUACUGGACUUAUUAAGGCCUGUCUAGACUCUGGAAGCAUUGAGAACGGAGCAUUUGUCUUUAACCAAAUGCAUAAAUUUUGUUCACCAAAUAUUGUGACUUAUAACAUAAUGCUUAAGUCAUAUUUAAAUCAUGGAAUGUUUGAGGAAGCAAAGGAUCUAUUUCAGAAAAUAUUGGAUGGCAGCCAUCAAAUUGCUAAUAGAGGUGAUCUGAGUCAGAAGGUUGUUCCUGAUAAAUUUACAUUCAAUACCAUGAUUGAGGCUUGUGCUCAAACACAGAAGUGGGAUGAUUUUGAGAGUGCUUAUGGACAAAUGUUAAAUCACGGGUAUCACUUUGACACAAGAAGACAUUUGCGUAUGGUGCUUGAUGCUUUCAGGGCUGGAAAGGUACAGGUACUGGAGUCAACAUGGAAGCACUUGGUUCGUUUUGGUAGGGUGCCACCUCCUCCUAUUAUCAAGGAAAGGUUUUGCAUAAAACUAAUGGAAGAUGACCCUGUAGCUGCUAUCGCCUGCAUAGACAUCCAUCAGGAGAUUGACAUUCUUGCGUUUUCCGAGAGGUCAUGGUUAAAAUUACUUAAUGGCAAUGCGCAUCGCUUUAAGAGUGGCAUUAUGUUAAGAUUGGCCAUUGAAUUGGAUGCCUUCAUAGCUCAAACUUCAGAGUCGCUCCCAGUGUAUGAAAAUCUGAGAAAAGCUUGCGAACAGUUUGUUGCCCAUGCAAAUAUUAUUCCAAGCUUGCCUGAUCAUCUGGAAGAGUCACAUAACUCGUAAUCAAAGCUUUCAAGGAAGAUACGUAGCUAUCGUCUUCUCUUUUCUUAGUGAAUGUGAUUCUUUGUGUUAGAUCAGAUCAUCGAUGAUCAACAAGUGGAAAUCGAGGAAAGAGCAGUGCUGUCAUUAUUUAUUUGCUCGACAAAUGUAAGUAAUCUUGAUAGCAGUGUGAUUUUGAUUAUCAACCAACAGAACGGAAGAUGUUUAGGUGAGUCUGUUCAUUAAUCAUGAGUACAGUUUAUUGUUAGCUCAACAACGUCUGCAGUCAGUAUUUAACAAUCGGCGCAGGAGUUCUGAAGAUAAUAUCCUUUUAGAACGAGUUUCCGCUGCUUAAUCAGGGUAUAUUCACCAAAGUAGCAAAGCAGUCUGGUGUGCAACUUGGGUAGUAAAUGUGAAUUUGCACAGCAGGACUGAUCCAAUAAGUGUUGUGAUUUUGAUGUAAUGCUAAUCUCAAGUUAUAAGUUUCUCUUC